AUGUAUUUGUACAACUUCAUUUUGCAACGUGCCACCGGCAUAACGCACGCGGUGCACGGAAGUUUUGCCGGCACCAAGUUGCAGGAGAUUUUGCUCGCAAAAGGCAAAGGUCUGGAGCUGGUGCGUCCUGAUCCUAAUACAGGAAAGGUUCACACAUUGUUGCAGACGGAAGUGUUUGGCGUUGUACGAUCGCUUAUGUCUUUUCGCUUGACGGGCGGAUCGAAAGAUUAUGCUGUUAUCGGCUCGGACUCUGGCCGAAUUGUUAUUCUCGAGUACAAUCCGGUGAAAAAUCAGUUGGAAAAGGUUCACCAAGAAACGUUCGGCAAGUCUGGAUGUCGGCGCAUCGUGCCCGGGCAGUAUUUAGCAAUUGAUCCCAAGGGUCGUGCAGUAAUGAUUGGUGCCGUAGAAAAGCAGAAGCUCGUUUACAUUCUCAAUCGCGAUUCCGAAGCUCGACUGACGAUUUCGUCUCCAUUGGAGGCGCACAAGUCGAACACGCUCACAUAUCACAUGGUGGGAGUGGAUGUUGGCUUUGAAAAUCCAAUGUUUGCCUGUCUCGAAAUCGACUACGAAGAAGCCGACACCGAUCCGACAGGUGAAGCGGCAACCAAGACGCAACAGACGCUCACGUUCUACGAACUCGAUCUGGGUUUGAACCACGUGGUCCGGAAAUAUUCAGAACCGUUGGAAGAGCAUGCUAACUUUCUCAUAUCUGUACCGGGUGGAAACGAUGGACCGUCAGGAGUGUUAAUUUGCUCGGAAAAUUAUCUAACAUACAAGAACCUGGGCGAUCAGCACGACAUUCGUUGUCCGAUACCGCGUCGGCGAAACGAUUUGGACGACCCCGAACGUGGCAUGAUUUUCAUCUGUUCAGCUACACAUCGCACCAAAUCAAUGUACUUCUUCUUGGUACAAACAGAGCAAGGCGACAUAUUUAAAGUAACCCUGGAAACCGACGACGAUGUGGUUUCAGAAAUAAAGCUGAAGUAUUUCGACACCGUAGCACCGGCAACGGCUAUGUGCGUGUUGAAAACUGGCUUUUUGUUCGUGGCCUGCGAAUUUGGCAAUCAUUAUCUGUACCAGAUUGCGCAUCUCGGCGAUGAUGACGACGAGCCUGAGUUCAGCUCAGCUAUGCCCCUCGAAGAAGGCGAUACAUUCUUCUUCGCUCCAAGGCAGUUAAAAAAUCUCGUGAUGGUCGAUGAUAUUCCAUCAUACGCGCCAAUCCUCGGAUGUCAAGUGGCUGACUUGGCAAAUGAGGACACUCCACAACUGUACCUAGCCUGCGGUCGCGGACCACGUUCUUCUAUUCGGGUGCUCAGACAUGGACUCGAGGUAUCGGAGAUGGCCGUAUCGGAACUUCCCGGUAAUCCGAAUGCUGUGUGGACCGUCAAAAAGCGAAUCGAUGAUGAGUUCGAUGCGUACAUCAUCGUAUCUUUCGUAAAUGCCACGCUAGUACUCAGCAUUGGCGAUACGGUCGAAGAAGUGACGGACAGCGGAUUUCUCGGCACAACACCGACUCUUUGCUGCAGCGCUCUCGGCGAUGAUGCCCUGGUACAGGUGUAUCCGGACGGAAUCCGGCACAUCCGGGCAGAUAAGCGUGUGAACGAAUGGAAAGCACCGGGCAAAAAAACCAUCAUGAAAUGUGCGGUCAAUCAGCGACAAGUCGUGAUUGCACUGUCAGGUGGUGAACUGGUGUACUUCGAAAUGGACCCCGCCGGACAAUUGAACGAAUACACAGAAAGAAAGAAAAUGCCAAGCGAGGUUAUGUGUAUGGCGUUGGGCUCGGUACCUAGUGGCGAACAACGAUCCUGGUUUUUGGCCGUAGGUCUGGCCGACAAUACCGUGCGGAUAAUUUCCUUAGAUCCUACCGAUUGUCUCUCGCCACGUUCGAUGCAAGCCCUACCAUCGGCUGCCGAAUCGCUCUGCAUUGUGGAAAUGGGUACGGUGGAAACGACCGAGGAUGGAGUUACGACUACGACCGGAUGCAUUUAUCUAAACAUCGGUCUCACGAAUGGUGUACUGUUGCGAACGGUGCUGGAUCCCGUAUCAGGUGAUCUUGCCGAUACCCGCACGCGCUACCUUGGCUCUCGACCGGUGAAGUUGUUCCGCAUUCAAAUGCAAGGCUCGGAAGCCGUUCUCGCAAUGUCCAGUCGCUCUUGGUUGAGUUACUACUACCAGAACCGAUUCCAUCUUACCCCGCUUUCAUACGAGACGCUGGAGUACGCGUCUGGAUUCUCAAGUGAGCAGUGCUCUGAGGGAAUUGUGGCGAUUUCGACGAACACGUUGCGAAUUUUGGCCCUCGAAAAAUUGGGUGCCGUGUUCAACCAGAUAACAUUCCCGCUCGAAUACACGCCAAAGCGAUUUGCCAUUCACUACGAAACUGGAAAGUUGAUCAUCAGUGAAACAGAUCACAAUGCGUACACGGAAGAAACGAAAACCAUUCGUAAGAAGCAAAUGGCGGAUGAAAUGCGUGAAGCAGCUGGUGAGGAUGAGCAGGAAUUGGCGAAUGAGAUGGCCGAUGCGUUUAUUAACGAAGUUUUGCCGGAAGAUGUGUUCUCUUCACCCAAAGCCGGCAAUGGGAUGUGGGCCUCGCAGAUCAGAGUGAUGGACCCAAUUAAUGGACAUACGUACUCGAAGGUACAGUUAGCCCAAAACGAGGCAGUCCUUUCGUUAGCACUGGUGCGCUUUGCCGUUGAUCAGAAAUGGUACGUUGUUGCCGGAGUAGCAAAAGAUCUACAGAUUAAUCCGAAGAUCAGCAAUGGUGGCUUUAUUGACGUGUAUAAGGUCGAUAGUCAGACCAAUCAGCUCGAACAUAUGCACCGGACGGAGAUUGAUGACGCUCCGGGAGCGCUCUGUCAGUUCCAAGGCAGACUUCUAGCUGGUAUAGGAAAGGUACUACGCAUCUAUGACCUUGGCAAAAAGAAACUGCUUCGAAAGUGCGAAAACAAACACAUUCCCAACCAGAUUGUCAACAUUCAGGGGAUGGGCCAGCGGGUUUACGUGUCAGAUGUGCAGGAAUCCGUUUAUUGUAUCAAGUACAAACGGGCGGAAAAUCAACUCAUCAUCUUUGCUGAUGAUACUCACCCUCGUUGGAUCACAUCGGCUACCCUUUUAGAUUACGAUACAGUUGCCACGGGUGAUAAGUUCGGAAACAUCGCGAUUUUGCGACUGCCCCACUCCGUAUCGGACGAUGUGGACGAAGAUCCGACCGGUAACAAAGCGCUUUGGGAUCGAGGACUGCUAAACGGGGCCUCGCAAAAGGCGGAGAACAUUUGUACGUUCCAUCUGGGAGAAAUAGUGACUUCUCUACAAAAAGCCACACUUAUUCCGGGUGGAUCUGAGUCUCUCAUUUACGCCACGAUGAGCGGCACUGUCGGAGCUCUAGUACCGUUCACGAGUCGAGAAGAUUUUGACUUCUUCCAGCACUUGGAAAUGCACAUGCGGAACGAAAAUUCACCGCUUUGUGGUCGUGAUCAUCUGAGCUAUCGCAGUUAUUACUAUCCGGUGAAGAAUGUGAUGGACGGCGAUCUUUGCGAGCAAUUUACCUCGCUCGAUCCGGCCAAACAAAAGAGCAUCGCUUCUGAUUUGGGACGUACUCCGAGCGAAGUAGCCAAGAAGCUGGAAGACAUUCGCACGAGAUACGCGUUCUAAUUGAUUAUUCAUCAUUCUUUUGUUUUUAUGGUAGUAGCUGUUUGCAGUUUUCACACAAGAUUCUGGACUAUAUUCGGUACACUUAAUCAACGCCUUAUUUUGUGUGAUAUACAUGCAAUAUUCUGAUUUGCCGCCUGAUGUAUCAUAUAUAAAUAAAAAAUAAGAAGCACUUCGACGUAUAGUAACCAACAUAUUAUGUUUAUAAAAAAUUGUUUCACCCUAUAAAAAAAAUUGCUGCAUUGUCACCAAAACCAUCAGUUACAAAAAUAGUAUAAUGAAAAUACAAUUGCUGUUCUACGUGUUUUGCACUGACGAAUUUUACAAAGAUUAAAAAGUGUAUGGCGAGAAUCAUCAUCAUCCCAGUAAAUAUAUACACAUUCAUGAAGCCACUGACGAUGUGUUUUAUCAUAAAAACUUUCAAAUUAUGAUACACAUUCAGGGGGUAAAAGACGGAGUAUGUUCUAUCAUCGAAACUUUCGAAUAAUGGUUUAAGAACGUGUGGAACCCAGUAUUAAUUGAUGAAAAUGAUUUAUUUGAAUGAACCAUGUGAUGAUUUUAUUAAACGGAACGCAAAUUUGCGGAAAACAUGGAAUGGAAAGCGUUAUGUAUGCAUAUUAAACAUUGAGCAAAAUGAAAAAAAUUAUGCACCGAGACUGAAUAACUGGAUGUUUUGCUAAAAAAUAUUACAAUUAUAUAACAACUGAGAAAUCGAGAAACGAAACUUGUGGAUUGGCUCUCCUAUUGUAGUUGCUAGGUUUUCAUCCAAGUGUAUGCAUAAUAUCAUAAAUCGCGAUUUGUAAAUUGAGAGAAAAGUUAAUAAAGAGUGACAAUUUUAAAA
Molecule: messenger RNA, 4486 nt
Organism: Anopheles nili
Lineage: Eukaryota; Metazoa; Arthropoda; Insecta; Diptera; Culicidae
Gene: Sf3b3
Product: splicing factor 3B subunit 3
Exons: 14
Coding region: 1-3648 (1215 amino acids)
Biological process (GO): mRNA splicing, via spliceosome
Cellular component (GO): nucleus; U2 snRNP
Molecular function (GO): U2 snRNA binding; protein binding
Source: RefSeq, a predicted model, not a curated record